ACUGACGGACAUACACAUCCGGUUCAGAGGUGGCCCCGGCAGCAGCGAGGGCUGCAGACCGAGCAGGGUGUGCACGUCGCCUGACACCGGUCACCUCCGGGGAUGCUGCUCAUUGCCUCUCUCCAGCGAUGCGUUCAGCUCCUCCUCUUGCCCCUCCACGUUCUCGCCUGCCUGGGCUUCUGGGGCUCCUUCUAUAAGAAAGUCUUCCCACAUGUCAUGGCGAAGGUGUCACCCAUCUACAACCACAAGGUCUACAAGCAGAAACAAGAGCUGUUCAGCAGCUUAAGAAAAUUUGCUGGCCCUCCGGGCCAGCUCGUGUUGCUGGAAAUCGGCACGGGCACUGGCACCAAUUUCCAGUUCUGCCCCGCGGGCUGUCGGCUGACGUGCACCGACCCUAAUCCCAAUUUCAGAAAGUUCCUCCUCAAGAGCCUCUCGGAGAACCAGCACCUUAAGCUUGAACAUUUGGUGGUUGCUUCUGGCGAGGAUCUGCAUCAAAUUCCAGAUGGCACCAUGGACAUGGUGGUGUGCACCUUAGUGCUGUGCUCGGUGACCAACAUCAAGAAAGUCCUGAUGGAGGUUUUGCGAGUGCUCAGGCCGAGUGGAGCUUUCUACUUCUUGGAGCAUGUGGCUGCAGAUCAUUCCAGCUGGACCUACUUUUGGCAAAAGGUCUGCGACCCAGUCUGGCAGUAUUUUGGAGAUGGGUGUUCCUUGAGCAGAGAGACAGAGAAGGAGCUGGAGAAAACUAAUUUCUCAGAACUGAAUCUGAGGCGCAUUCAUGUCACGCCUUACUGGAUUCCUAGUAGUCCUCAUAUCAUUGGGUAUGCAGUAAAAUAAAUGACCAUGAGCGCUGCGGGACACA
Messenger RNA from Harpia harpyja (harpy eagle), 859 nucleotides. RefSeq names its product putative methyltransferase-like protein 7A. The transcript has 2 exons. The record is from RefSeq and is a predicted model, not a curated record. NCBI's taxonomy places the organism in Eukaryota, Metazoa, Chordata, Aves, Accipitriformes, Accipitridae. Bases 103 to 834 code for a protein of 243 amino acids. Gene Ontology annotation, molecular function: S-adenosylmethionine-dependent methyltransferase activity.